Messenger RNA from Racocetra fulgida, 902 nucleotides. Lineage: Eukaryota; Fungi; Glomeromycota; Glomeromycetes; Diversisporales; Gigasporaceae. The record is from the annotation of a GenBank genome assembly.
ACGAUUCUCUCUUCCAAUCUCAUCGCUCAGCAACUACUCCGUCAACACCGGCACCUCGCAGACAACGUAGCCUACCUCCGAGUCUGCCUUCGUUCGAUACCUCUUUUCACCGCACGUUACAUUCGCGCAUAUCAAACAAACAUCAUGGUAUAAGUCGUGCGAAAGUAAAAGUUGCUAUCGAACUUGAACUAAGGGAAGAGAGGCUAAGGGAGGCUUCUGCGCGUGGUGAUUGUAAUACCGGUAUCAAUGAGAAAGGCAGAACACCUUUACAUUUUGCUUGUGCUGGUGGAUAUAGCGAUUGCGUUAAGCUAUUAAUCGAACGUGGCGCAAAUGUUAAUGCGGAAGCAGAUAUUGCCGGAAAUAGACCUUUACAUUUAGGUGCAAAAAUAAAUAUGGAUGAUGCAUUUCAUCGUACACCAUUAUCGGUUGCAAGAUCGCGCCUUAAUAUUUUAAUGAAGAAUAUCGAAUCUGCUAAUAUAGAUGUUGAAGAUAUGGUGGAAGAUAAUGAAAACAUACCCGAAAAUCGGGAAAUUUUUGUGCAGGUUUUACAGAUUAUCAAAAUUUUACGUCAUUAUUUAUCAAUAGAAAGUCGAGAGUAUGGUAAUAUUCAAGAUACAAGAAGUAAUACUAAAAUUAUAGGUUCAGUCGAUACUUCUUCUUUUAGUACUGGAAACGAACCCAUGAUAAUUUCUAAUACAGAAUCAGCAACGAGCGCCAUGGAAGCUUUAGAUGAUUUAACUUCUCAAUUAUCACAAAUGGCCAUUUCAACUUCAAAGUUUGAAAAGUCAAAUAGUGACAGUGCUAUAAAAAGCUCAUCAGCAAAUCAAUAUAUACUACCUGAUUCGAUUGUCUUGAAUAAGGUUCAAAAUGUUCUUGAUAACAUAAUCAAAUAUCAGACCUAA